This is a messenger RNA of Etheostoma spectabile (orangethroat darter), 3374 nucleotides long. RefSeq names its product RNA-binding motif, single-stranded-interacting protein 3. The record is from RefSeq and is a predicted model, not a curated record. Gene Ontology annotation, molecular function: RNA binding. NCBI's taxonomy places the organism in Eukaryota, Metazoa, Chordata, Actinopteri, Perciformes, Percidae. Gene Ontology annotation, cellular component: ribonucleoprotein complex. The coding region runs from base 1294 to 2661 and encodes 455 amino acids. The transcript has 15 exons.
GAGGGAGGGAGGAGCAUAACUGCGCUGAAGCCGAGCCCCUCCAUGCCCCUGCACGCAGAGUGGAGCAGACGGCAACAGCCACACAAACACACUCCACACACCACCAGCACCGCUGCCGCCGCCACCACACACACAUAGUGACGGCUGCCAGGCGCAGUGGGAAGCAAGCCGUCAGGGAGAGCUUGGGAAGAAAGAGGGGGAUCACAGAGGGGAAGAGAAGAAAAGAGUUGGAGGAGGAACCUUGUGGAUCAGAAGGGAUUUUCCUCUGUGUAGAUAGGACUAUCUGCUUCUUCCUGAGCGAGAGGAGUUUUCACUGAGGCUUUUUCUUUUUGCUCAUCCUCCAUGCCGGGCUUCGGCGAUAUCUACCUAUCUAUCCCCGGAGCUUAACAAAAGAGGGAGGGAGUGAGAGAGAGUGAGAAGAAAGGCACUCACAGCUUCAGCUCCAGACCACCCGCUCUCCUCCUCAUCGUACUCCUCUCGUCUCUUUCUAGCUCCACAUCCAUGUGUGAGUUAAUUGCUGAUUUCACUGUUUAUUGAGGAUAGAAGCAGAGGACAGCGUGUGUUCCCCAGGAUACAGCUGAGCUCCCGGCAGGAUCAGGGUCUCGUCUGGUGAGAGAGAGAGGGAGCAAGAACGAGACAGGAAAACGGAUACACAAGAAGAGAGAAAGAGAGACACAAGAGUAAGAGACGCUGGAACGCAAAUUGAGGGGCAUGUUCAGGGCAGUAGAGAGAGCCUGAUUUUUAGAGCCGAGUGCAAGGAACCGGCAAACGGAUCUCAUCCAUCCCUCCCUCCUCAUCCUCUUCUUCUUCUUCUUCUUCUUCUUCUUCUUCUUCCCUCUCCCUUUACCCUCUCUCUGUCCUGCUCUUCAAUUCCCCCUAUUGUUUCUUGUGUUGCCUACCCUCCUAUCUUCCUUUCCUCACCUCCUUCUCCCCCAAUCCUUUUUUUUGCUGCCACUCCGGGUUCUCUCUGCCUCUCUUUCCAGACCUGUCUCUCUUUGUGAGGUUCCCCGUGAGCUCCCAGACAAGUAGACAGACUGAAAUCCCAAGUACUAUCUGUUCCUCCUAUCCCUCCAUUGCUCUGUUUGUUUAUCACACACACACUCACAUACACACACACACACACAUACACAUACACAUACACACAGCUCAGUAGGAGGAGAAGGUUCUCUCUCUGCAUCCUCCACUCUUGGACACAGUCGUCUGAAGGAUCCAGGCCAGGCCCUAGGAGUGAUCGUGCCCCACCUGCGAGCUUCUAUCUCCAUCCUCCAGGACCUUCAAUUGGAUUCCAGCUACAUGGGAAAACGUUUGGAGCAGCAGCCAAUGUACCCCCACUACACCUACUACUACCCCCACUAUCUCCAGACCAAGCAGUCUUAUGCUCCUCCCCCUCCGCCCAUGGCUCCGCCCAGCCCUGGCACCACAGGAGGAGGAGGUGGUGGAGGAGGAGGAGGAGGUCAUGGAGGAGGGCUAGUGGAGCAGCUUAGUAAGACUAACCUGUACAUCAGAGGCCUACCGCCUGCCACCACCGACCAGGACCUCAUCAAACUCUGCCAGCCAUAUGGGAAGAUUGUGUCAACAAAGGCCAUCCUGGACAAGAACACCAACCAAUGCAAAGGCUAUGGCUUUGUGGACUUUGACAGCCCUGCUGCAGCCCAGAAGGCUGUGGCCUCACUCAAAGCCAGCGGAGUCCAGGCACAGAUGGCGAAGCAACAGGAGCAGGACCCCACCAACCUUUACAUCUCGAACCUGCCACUGUCCAUGGAUGAGCAGGAGCUGGAGAACAUGCUGAAGCCCUUUGGUCACGUCAUUUCCACGCGGAUACUGAGGGACGCCAAUGGCCUGAGCAGAGGAGUUGGCUUUGCUAGGAUGGAGUCGACAGAGAAGUGCGAUGUGGUGAUUCAGAAUUUCAACGGGAAAUUCUUGAAAAUCCCUCCAGGCAUGACAGCCCCUGCAGAGCCGUUGCUGUGCAAGUUUGCUGACGGAGGCCAGAAGAAGAGGCAGACCCAGGUCAAGUAUCCCCAGAAUGGACGACCGUGGACACGGGACGGAGAGAGUGGUAUGGCGUUGACAUAUGAUCCCACAGCGAUGCAGAAUGGGUUCUACUCUUCUCCGUACAGCAUCUCCACUAAUCGGAUGAUUGCACAGACGUCAAUCACACCCUUCAUUGCUGCCUCUCCCGUCUCCACAUAUCAGGUUCAGAGUACAUCUUGGAUGCCACAUCAACAGUAUGUUAUGCAACCUACAGGUGCUGUGAUCACCCCGGCAACGGCUCUAGAGCCCAGUUUGUCUCUUCACCCCUCCAGUGUAAUGGCUCCUCUCACCCAGCAGAUGAACCACCUGUCUCUGGGCACCACAGGCACCAAACCACAAAGCCACACACAUGGAAAUUGCCUUUAUCUGUUUGCUGAAAUGUGCGAUGACCCUGGGACCAAGCCAAACUAUUAUUACAUGCCUGCUGCAGCGGCUGGUCCUAUGCAAGGCACCUACAUUCCCCAGUACACUGCAGUGCCUGCCUCGGCCAUCACAGUGGAAGGCAUGGUGACAGACCCAUCUUCACAGACAGCCGCCCCCUCCUCCCAGGACGCUAGUGGGCAGCAGCCUUUAACAGUGGAGACUACAGGAGAUCAUGCCACAGCAUACUCUUACCAGCAGUCAAAAUAACAAGAUUGGUAGGAAUCAUUGCUGCAUUGCCUUUAGAAGGACUGCACUGAGGCGCCGGAGACACAAAGAGAAUCGAAAUGAAACGGGGACAAAAAAAAAAAAAGAGGUGACGGGCAACACUGAGGGGAGAAUGCUUCCACUGUGCACCAAAUAAAAGACAAAAUGAAGAAAAAAAAAAAUCAAUUAAAUUUCUUACCUGGUUGAACCAAGAAAAAGACAGAAGGAAAAAGAAAUGAUGGUUUACCGAACUUGAAGACAAUGAAAUCGAACGCAGUCUGCAGCUUUGAGUUUAUCAUUUCUCACUGUGAGACUGGACUUUGCCUCCGAAGGAAGAAAAGAAGACAGACUGAAAUCUAAACUCAACCAACAAGCUGUACAGAAAAAAAUAACAUUUGAAUGUGCAGGUAGAUUUUCAGACAUUUUUUAUUAAAAAAAAAAAAAAGGAAGGAAGCAAAGUCUAGAAAAAAAAACAGGUUGUCUUCCUUUGAUAUUAAGCUACAUUAUUUUCAUUCUUUUUAUUAUUUGAGUAGUUUUCUAGAAUAUCAAUGUUUUCGUAAAUCUUUAUUGCCUUAAUUUUCUCAAACGUUGGGAAAAAAUGUUUCCAUAGUGUUGAAUUAUUAAAAAAAGAGCGGUUGAAUGAUUUGAGAGCUUCUUGGAGAGUUCCGCGAGCCAGCGAGAUGAAAUCUACAAAGCUAUGUACAGUUGUACAGGAU